Molecule: messenger RNA, 1484 nt
Organism: Hyaloscypha bicolor E
Lineage: Eukaryota; Fungi; Ascomycota; Leotiomycetes; Helotiales; Hyaloscyphaceae
Exons: 4
Coding region: 109-1341 (410 amino acids)
Molecular function (GO): dipeptidase activity
Source: RefSeq, a predicted model, not a curated record
CUCGCAAUCGGCAAAACAAGGACGGCAGUAUAAAGUUUCACUCUCCCGUAGCUACGGGAACACUUCUACGUUAAAACCCCCAUCUUCGGACACUCUCAUUUUCUCACCAUGGCUCAGUCAAGCCUCGACGUGAUGGGCUUCCAGCACAUAAUCAACAAAUCAAUCGAUGAGCUCGACUCGGUGCUUAGAGAUAUCAACAAAAAGAUCCACGAAAAUCCCGAGCUAGGCUACUCAGAAUUUAAAGCCCACGACAACAUAGUUUCACUUUUAAGAGAUCAAGGCUUCGCUAUUACGCCCCACGCCCACGCCCUAGAGACGUCCUUCGCUUGCUCCUACGGAAACGGUGGACGGAUCGUCGCUUUCAAUGUUGAAUACGACGCGCUUCCUGGUAUCGGCCACGCCUGCGGACACAAUCUCAUCGCCACAGGCUCCAUAGCAGCAUUCCUCGGUCUUGUCGCGGUCCUGAAAAGUAAUCCUUCCCUUGAAGGCACCGCCCUCCUACUCGGAACACCCGCGGAAGAAGGAGGCGGGGGCAAACUCAAGCUCAUUGCUGCCGGCGCGUACGAAAAUGUCUCAGCAUGUCUUAUGACACAUCCAUUCUCUGCCCCCGGAAACGUAACAUACGGAUCCUGCAUGGCGAGUUCAAAGUUCAGGGCCACGUUCACGGGGAAGGCAGCUCAUGCUGCGGUGGCUCCAUACGAAGGUAUCAAUGCCCUUGAUGCCGCGGUGCUCGCUUAUAAUGGAACAAGUAUGUUGAGACAACAGAUCAAGCCCGAUCAGAGAAUUCAAGGUGUGUUGCUUGAGGGUGGAGAGAGAGCAAACAUCAUCACGCCCAAGAGUGUGCUGGAUUACAAUGUCCGGGGAAGCACCCUAGGAGAGACGAAGGAUUUGCAGAAAAGGGUGGUAAAGUGUUUUGAAGGAGCUGCGAUUGCUACGGGAUGCAGUGUUGAGUUCCUGGAAACAAAUACUUAUGCAGACCUGAGACCAAGUCGAGCUCUUUGUGUUGCAUUCUCCGAAGUCAUGAAAAGUGUUGCUCCAGAUCACAGCUGGACUGUUGGGGAGACACCCGAACCAGGAGCAUACUCAACCGACCAAGGCAAUGUCUCGCACAUCUGUCCUAGCUUUCAUGGCGUUUACGCCAUUCCAGUAAAGGACAAUGCAGUAAACCACACACCUGGGUUCACGAAGGCUGCAGGAACAGAUGACGCCCACACACUCACAAUCUUGACAAGUAAGGGGAUGGCUGGUGUUGGAAUGAGAGUCUUAUUUGAUGAUGCAUUUGCAAAGAUUGUUAAAGAUCAGUUUGAGGAGGCGCAGAAGGCUGAGGACUGGAGCCGGUGAGGAUUAUCAUUCAUUACUGCCCUAAAUUGCGAAAUAACCUUGCGAAGACGUUCUUUUCUCGUACUCAAAUAAUAGUUGGUUUUCUUUAUGAUAUCGAACACCUUACACCUAGCAAAAUGAUAAUGACAGCCUCUUGACCCUUG